Aedes aegypti (yellow fever mosquito) is the source of this 1108-nucleotide messenger RNA. RefSeq lists its product as uncharacterized. The record is from RefSeq and is a predicted model, not a curated record. Lineage: Eukaryota; Metazoa; Arthropoda; Insecta; Diptera; Culicidae. The coding region runs from base 157 to 915 and encodes 252 amino acids. The transcript is spliced from 3 exons.
UUGGGCGAUCAUCUCGCUGCGCUCUUCUCUCGCAGCUUCCGCGAUGACCAACGAAGAAGAGCAUGCAUAGUGAGCGGAGAAGUAUCUACGUCUAUACAGACAGAACCAAAAGCGCAAAAAAUCCGUUAGUACGAAAAGAUUGGUCGAACCAGCAAGAUGAUGAUAACAAGUACGCUCCGCGGAGGAGCGAUCACCGCGACACUGUUGGCAUUAAGUUUCUGUCUGAUCAGUGCAGAGGAAUUUUUUGGAUACAACGAAGAACCAGAAAACAUCCCCGGUCGGCAGAACGCAAAGAAUCGAACUGCAGUGUUCAUUCCGGGUAAAUGUGGUAUGAACGAAAUCCUCUAUCCGGGCGAUCAGGAUAACGAUUGGGUGUGUGAUUGCCGUCCCGCUCACGUCUAUCACCCCGGUUCCAACGGAUGCUUUCCCUUGUAUACCCGAGCCUAUUGCGCCGAGGAUGAGUUCGUGGAGAUCAAGGUGGGCGCCAAGCUGCCCACUUGCACGAAGAACCCAUGCCAGAAGGGGCUGGUCCCCUUCAACGGAACGUGCGUCAAGCUCCACAGCAACAACGACGGGGUCUGUCCGCUGAUCAAGCAUAUCAAGUUUGUGAUCGCGGUGAACGAAACGACCCUUCAACUAGAAUGUGUCUCGAAUGCACCGGUGAAUUUGCACUGGAAAGUGGGCAAUCGCUACAGCCAGGAUCCGAACGUGAAACUCAAGGAAGACGGAAGUGUGGAGUUCCUGCGGGCGACCAAAUGUGCUCCCGGUUCGGCGGCUGAAUACAAGGGGGCCUGCGCGGAGAGUAUAACCAGUGGAGUACAACCGGUCGCAAUGGAACCUAUUCCGACUGGAAUCAGUCAGCCAGUCGAUCGGGUCGGUGAUGUCCAACCUGAAUCUGAAGGAGCGGUUGACUGACGAUUGUUAGUUUUUUUAAUCAUUAAGAGAUAACGUCUAAUGUGGCUAAAUAAAUGGAAUGACUGUACGUUCACAGCGCCAGCGGAAGAAAUGCGGGGAAUCACCGAAUUUAAUAGCUUAUUUUAUGGACGGAAACAAAUAAUAAACGAAGUUUGCUUCCUUACAGCGGUUUUGUGAAGGAAGAUCUUGUGAA